This is a messenger RNA of Coregonus clupeaformis (lake whitefish), 2151 nucleotides long. RefSeq names its product beta,beta-carotene 15,15'-dioxygenase. NCBI's taxonomy places the organism in Eukaryota, Metazoa, Chordata, Actinopteri, Salmoniformes, Salmonidae. The record is from RefSeq and is a predicted model, not a curated record. The transcript has 11 exons. Gene Ontology annotation, biological process: retinal metabolic process; carotene catabolic process. The coding region runs from base 125 to 1711 and encodes 528 amino acids. Gene Ontology annotation, molecular function: carotenoid dioxygenase activity; beta-carotene 15,15'-dioxygenase activity.
UAUUGACCACAAAGAUAUAGACGGACCCGUCAUAAUCUAUCUUGCUAUAACCUACUCUAGUUGAUAAGGGACCACUGUACCACAUAACAGCCUAGCUGAUGCGGAUCGAGGUAUAUAAAAAAAAAUGGCUCAAUCCAUCAUCGGCAAGAACGGGACUGAAUCGCCCGAACCUGUCAAAGCAGAAGUAACAGGAUGUGUCCCUGAGUGGUUACAAGGGACAUUGCUGCGCAAUGGUCCUGGUCUUUUUAAAGUGGGAGACACUGAAUACAACCACUGGUUUGAUGGCAUGGCCUUAAUUCAUAGUUUCACCUUCAAAGAUGGUGAUGUGUACUACAGGAGUAAAUUCCUGAGGAGUGACACCUUCAAGAAGAACAUUCAGGCAAACAAGAUUGUUGUGUCAGAAUUUGGGACCAUGAUAUGUCCUGAUCCCUGCAAAAACAUAUUUUCAAAAGCCUUCUCCUACCUUCUCGCUGCCAUCCCUGACUUCACAGAUAACAACCUGAUAAAUAUCAUUAGAUAUGGUGAGGACUACUAUGCCUCAUCAGAAGUCAACUACAUGAAUCAAAUUGACCCAAUGACCCUGGACGUAAUUGGAAAGAUGAACUACAGGAAUCACAUUGCUCUGAACCUGGCGACAGCACACCCUCACUACGACGAUGAGGGAAACACCUAUAACAUGGGAACUGCCCUCAUGAGGUUUGGCAUGCCAAAGUAUGUCAUCUUCAAGGUUCCAGUCAAUGCAUCAGAUAAGGAGCAUAAGAAGCCUGCCCUGCAGAAGGUGAAACAGGUCUGCAAUAUACCGUUUCGCUCCACCCUCUUCCCCAGCUACUUCCACAGCUUCGGCAUGACAGAGAACUACAUCAUCUUUGUCGAGCAGCCAUUCAAACUGGACAUCCUCAGACUGGCCACAGCUGUCUUUAGAAGCGUAAACUGGGCCAGCUGCCUCAAAUACGACAAAGGGGACAUUACGCUGAUCCACCUGGUCGACAUAAAGACUGGGAAGGCUGUGUCCACCAAGUUCUACACAGAUGCCCUGGUGGUUUUCCACCACAUCAAUGCCUACGAGGACGACGAACAUGUAGUGUUUGACAUGAUCACCUACAAAGACAGCAAUCUGUAUGAAAUGUUCUACUUAGCGAACCUGAGAAAGGAAACACAUGAAUUCAUUGAGAGCAACAUGGUCAACUUCUCCCCACCAAUCUGCCAGAGAUUCGUCUUGCCUCUCACUCUUGACAAGGAUACUCCAAAAGGAACCAAUCUGGUGAGGCUCAAAGACACAACAGCCAAAGCAGUGAUGCAGAAAGAUGGCUCGCUGUAUUGCCUGCCUGACACAAUAUUUGAAGGUUUGGAGUUGCCAGGGAUUAACUACAAAUUCAAUGGCAAGAAGUACCGUUAUUUCUACGGCUCAAGAGUGGAGUGGACUCCACACCCAAAUAAGAUUGGGAAGGUGGACAUCGUGACCAGAAAGCACAUUGAGUGGAUAGAGGAGGACUGCUACCCCUCUGAGCCUGUGUUUGUUGCCUCACCAGGAGCUGUGGAGGAGGAUGAUGGAGUCAUUUUGUCCUCAGUCGUCUCACUCAAUCCAAAGAAAUCCCCCUUCAUGCUUGUCCUCAAUGCCAAAACCUUUGAGGAAAUUGCUCGUGCCUCAAUCGACGCCAGCAUUCACAUGGAUCUGCAUGGACACUUCAUUCCCAUACAGAGCUCCAACUGACAUAGCCAGCAGAGGGCAGGAUUCUACUUUAACAUUGUAGAGGGCAAAGUCUUACUCCCAGCCAUGUAGAGUCGAUGUCCGAGCCCCAGUGGAAAUCUAAUUAGCAUAAUUAGCAUAAUAUCAAAUACCCAUCAAAAUCCUUCUGUUUAAGCUAGAGAUAUCUGUUUUGCGUGGGCUGCGUCUCAAUCCACCGCAUCCGCCUUCUGCAUCUGCAUCUGCAGUGGAAGGUGGCAGAGCUACAAGAUCAUGUCUAGAUGGUAUACAGAUUUUGUCAAAUUGACAUCAAAAGUUGAUUAUUUUAGCAUUUUAGCUAACACUAACACUAACACUAACCCCUUUCCUAACCUUAACCUAAUUCUCCUAACCUGAUACUUUAAUUAUCCUAACCUGCUGUGUACAUUUUAAACCUGAUACGAAAAGUAAAUCUGUUUUUCUAUGUA